AUGGUCGCCAGCAACAACGACACGGCACAGUUCCGUGAUGAUCUCCGCCGCCUGACGCCUGAGCUUCUCAGUUCGGUGCUGGACUAUACGUCCAUUUCCAACGUUGACGAUGAUGUGGCGGCGAGGAACAAGAUUGUCGCGGCGGCGCAAGCCAUAAUUGAAGCCGCUCGCCCGCCGCAACCGCAAUGGAUGAACCAGUCUGCUGCGUGUGCCGAGUUUGUAGCACUGCGCCUGUUCAUUGAUUGGGGUGCUUUCGAAGCGAUCCCUAUCGAGGGCAGCAUCACUUACCAGGAGCUCGCCGACAAGGUCGAUGCCGAGGUUCAGCUCGUUCUGCCCCUCAUGGGCCCUCAUCUUGGGCUCUACGACUUCGACUGGGUCGCGGAGGCUGCGAAGAAUGUACCUUCAGACCGACCGCUGCUCGUCGACGUCGGCGGAGGCAAAGGUCACGUUAUGAAGACCUUCUGCGAUGGCAACACCCCUUUGACGCUCGACAGAUGCGUCCUGCAGGAUCUACCGCCAAUCAUUGAACACAAUAAGGCAGAUGUCAACUCGGGACUGGGGGGAGCCACACUGAUGGCGAUCGACUUUCAUAAAGAGCAACCAGUUCAAGGUACUUGCGCCCUGGGGGUGCGUCUCUGCGCCGUCAUUGGCAUCAUGAAGCACACGGCGGCGGCUAUGGCUGAUGAUAGCAAACUCCUCAUCGCUGAGUAUAUCAUGUCAAAUCCGCCAAGCAAGUUCGCUAUCUGGAUGGAUUUCAUCAUGUGCAUGUCGGGUGGAAAGGAGCGCACAAAGGCAAUGUGGCAUGAGGUCACAAACCAGGCUGGUCUCAAGAUAGUUGCUUUCCACGGAUUAGACACCUCUCCCGAUGGACACGCCGUCAUAGAAAAGUCCUGGACAUCACGCCAGACAAAGCUCGCAAAACCCGAACGCUACGCUGCGCUGCAGAACGGCGGACUAGACUCCGUAGGUGCCAACCAUGGGGGUAUCCAUUGGCUCCACGCACAGGACGAGCUAGGCCGCGCCGGCUUAUACGCUUCUUGGGGCAACAAGUUCAUGCAUGCGAUGCGCUAG
Messenger RNA from Verticillium alfalfae VaMs.102, 1071 nucleotides. Its product is annotated as O-methyltransferase. The record is from RefSeq and is a predicted model, not a curated record. The transcript is spliced from 4 exons. Gene Ontology annotation, molecular function: O-methyltransferase activity. NCBI's taxonomy places the organism in Eukaryota, Fungi, Ascomycota, Sordariomycetes, Glomerellales, Plectosphaerellaceae. The coding region runs from base 1 to 1071 and encodes 356 amino acids.